Molecule: messenger RNA, 3359 nt
Organism: Sander lucioperca (pikeperch)
Lineage: Eukaryota; Metazoa; Chordata; Actinopteri; Perciformes; Percidae
Gene: b3galt2
Product: UDP-Gal:betaGlcNAc beta 1,3-galactosyltransferase, polypeptide 2
Exons: 3
Coding region: 1309-2628 (439 amino acids)
Cellular component (GO): membrane
Molecular function (GO): N-acetyl-beta-D-glucosaminide beta-(1,3)-galactosyltransferase activity
Source: RefSeq, a predicted model, not a curated record
UUCCGUCAGUAGAGCGGUGUCUGACAGCCUGCAAGCACGGGCCAGAAGCUUUCUUGCCCGGCUGGGAAAUCCGGCAGGGAUCGGUCAAAGACGGAGCGGAUGAAAAAUAACGGCAGAAGAAAAACAAAAAGGAACGGACUGGCUAACCGAAGCGGGGAGGUGAAAGUAGACGACUAGUUGUUUUUGUUUUUCAUUCAGUAGGCUACUCGGUAAACAUUUUGGCAGUGAUUGGACUCAAGAGGUGGGAUAGUAUAUUUUUUUAUUCAUUGUUUUUCUCCAUCGCUUUCACUGCGCUGAUAGUGUUUAUCAGCCUGCCGAGCAUCGUGAAGGACCAGUCUCACUCUGCUCUGCCGCCGCUGCUCUCCCCUCCUUUUUAGAGCCGUUCGGGCUCCGGAUAAUCGUGUGUGGAUGCUGUGCUGUUUUCUUUUACAUGUUUAACAUAAAAUAACAUAUCCUGGGAAGGAGAUAAACUAUGAUAAGAUUAGGAAACAACCGUGAAACAGCGAGGGGAACUAACAUUAUUUAUUAAGCAGUGAGGUAGAGGGAGACUGUGGUGUAUAACGGACACAAGGAGCAGGAGAGAAAGGAGAAGAGGAUUCGCAGCAGGAGGAGAACCAAAAACCUGCAGGUUUGUUGAGCCUGCGGGGAUGAGGACGAGGAGGGACGCAGCCUAACACAGCCCAGGUGUUAGUGUGAUUAGAGGAGAGGGAGCUGGAAGAGGAGAGGCAUUAAAGCGCAGGUUAUUGCCAAUCAAAAACAGGCGGUGAUGGCCGGUAAAAGCACCGGAGUGCACACACUCCGUAAGCCGACCGCAGCCCAGUCAGCAGCCGUAGCAGCAUGAGGAGGAGGAGUCCCUGGGUCUGAACCCUAGAGCUGAGGCAAAGUGCUGCUUCACACAGGGCCUACAGCAGUCACACUCAGGUGUGCUGAUGGUGGGAGAUACCAUAUAUCUGGGUCAUAGAUUAGAGAGAGCAAACACAGAGGAGGUGACCCUUAUCAUAUCCUGAAGGAGACAAGACAUAGAGCAUGACCUUGUGUUUGUCUACAGUGCCAAAGAAGAGCCAGGGAGAAGCCUCCAUGGCCAGAGAAUCAUCGCCUUCCUAGCUUCAUCAGGAGCCCUUUUAACCCUGCUGUAAGCUGCACUGGGGGGCUCAAACGUUCCCCUGACUCCACCAGGAGGCUCACUCCAACCCAUCUGCCAGCUCCGAUAACCCUCUUGACUGUUGGCAACCACAUGUUUGACGUGACUGUGUGUGGCCGCCGCCCAUUCUCGAGCAGCAGCAGCUUCCUGCGACCCCGAUCUGCACCAUGCAGUGGAGACGGCGGCACUGCUGUCCCAUCAAGAUGACCUGGACCGUCAAACGUUCACUCUUCCGGACCCAUGUGGCUGGCCUCCUCUCGCUGGCUCUGCUCUUCACCCUCUUCUUAUUUUUCAGCCACCAGGACUGGCUGCCGGGACGCAGUGGGCCCCGGGAAAACCCGCUGGCCUACACCAUCAGGGGCUUCCGCAGCCCCAAGGGAGAAGCCAACCAGAGCAGCUCCCUGAGGAGCCUGUGGAGGGAGACGGGGUAUGUAGCGCCAAAGCCUCUGCUCAACCUCAGCUCUCAGCAGGCGGAUGGGACAACGGGGGAGGCAGCAGGAGGGGGAGGAGGAGCCAGGAUGGGCGUAAUGGGGCUCGGGGACUCCAUGAGCACUAACAACAGUUUACACAAGGAGAUGGGUGUUGGAGGGAGGCUCAGCGCUCAGCCCUACCGCUACAUCCUGAACGAGCCCUUCAAGUGCAGGGACAGCACGCCCUUCCUCAUCCUCCUUAUCGCUGCAGAACCCGCCCAGGCCGAUGCCCGUAACGCUAUCCGCCAGACAUGGGGGAAUGAGAGCAUAGCAAUGGGCCUGGGGUUUGUCCGUCUUUUCCUGCUCGGCACGGGAAAAAGCUCAGACACCUACCUCCAGAGCAGCAUAGAGGAAGAGAGCCGCGUUCACCACGACAUCAUCCAACAGGACUAUCAGGACACUUACUACAACCUGACCAUCAAAACCCUGAUGGGCAUGAACUGGGUGGCCACCUAUUGCCCACACGCCUCCUAUGUGAUGAAGACAGACAGCGACAUGUUUCUCAAUACUGAGUAUCUUAUCCAAAAGCUGUUGAAGCCCGAGCUGCCUCCCAAGCAGAGGUACUUCACUGGCUACCUGAUGAGGGGCUAUGCACCAAACCGAAACAAGGACAGCAAGUGGUACAUGCCGCCGGAGCUGUACCCAAGCGAGCGCUACCCGAUAUUCUGCUCAGGCACGGGGUACGUGUUCUCAGGGGACAUGGCCGGGCUGAUCUACCAGGCCUCGCUCAGCAUACGCAGGCUGCACCUGGAGGAUGUUUACGUGGGGAUCUGCCUGGCAAAGCUGCGCAUCGACCCGGUACCCCCUCCCAACGAGUUCCUCUUCAAUCAUUGGCGGGUGUCGUACUCCAGUUGUAAGUACAGCCACCUGAUCACAUCCCAUCAGUUCCAUCCCAAUGAACUCAUCAAGUACUGGAGCCACUUGCAGAGCAACAAGCACAACGCCUGUAUCAACAUUGCCAAGGAAAAGAACGGCAGGUACAGACACCGAAAGUUUCAUGGAGAGAGGCCUCCAUGAUGCAUCCUGUGACUACCAACCACUUACAAAAAAAAAAGAAGUGAGAUGGGCACACUGUAACUCAGCCGGUAGAGGGCAUUUUGAACUCAGCACUAUUCACUAUAUGGGGAAAAGCACAUUGUUUUUGGUAUUGUGUACAGUUGAUGAUCCAAACUAUUUUUGUUAAUUUGAGAAAAAAAUGUUAAGUAAUGUAAACCUGUUGAGCUAUUUCUAAAAGGAAGAUGGUCUGUGAUGUGGAUCAUGCACAAAAAGUGCUGCGGUCAUUUAAGAGUGGUGUUUAUGAUAAUUCAGGUGCCAACAGAAAGGUGGUGACAGUAAUUCAUGCUACAGUUAAUGUGAAGGCUCUUCUCUAAAGGGCAGUACAGUAUGUUGCACUCUACAAAUCCAAAAAAAAUAAAAAGGAAGACACAAUUGUGUUUACAGACAAAGGGAAAUGCACAUGUAUUUUGUAGAAAGUUACACUACCUAAAUAUGAAUGAAAGUAUAUUUGACGUUGACCAGUUAUGCUGCCCUGUUCCUCAGUGUUUACGUUACAGAUUUAUCCAAGAAGGCGACUCUAAAGAGAUGGUUUAUCUGUCAUAUACUUUAUUUUGUUUGAAAAAAAUCUAAAUAAAAGCACUCACGUCACGUCAGAGAUGACUGAGAUUGUAUUUUUUAAAGCUUUACAUUGAGUAUGACUCUGUACUUGAGCAAAUGUUCAAUUAAUUAACAAUUAAAUGUACUGAACUCAU